This is a messenger RNA of Podarcis lilfordi (Lilford's wall lizard), 25071 nucleotides long. The record is from the annotation of a GenBank genome assembly. Lineage: Eukaryota; Metazoa; Chordata; Lepidosauria; Squamata; Lacertidae.
GCUUUGAGGGUUUGAACCUUUGUUGAGACAAAUAAAGAUCAGGCCUCCUGGCUGCUGUUUGAUUCUAUAUUUGCUUGGCUGUGUCUGUACUGCUUGAACCUGACCGAUUCAGGAAUCCGCAGGAGGAAGUUGGGAAAACGCUUUAAGUAUAGUGCACCCCAAGAAUUUGACUUUAUCAGUGUGCAAAAAUUCUGGGCUUCUCCAUUAAUUUCUAUGGGCAGCUCCCUCUUCACGCUAAAGCACGAAAAAGCCUCAGAGCAACCGGAAGCUCUUCUAUACGCCUCUCUUCCGGAACUUUACGGAUCAGAUCGUGUUGGGAGGAAGUUGUCUGAGUGACAGCAAAGCGGACCACUAAUAUUUGCUACUCGACAGGGAAACGGCAAAUAGAUCAGGCGGACCAAUAGAAAGCGCUAGCAUUUUGGCGGGAAAUUUCAAAUGUCAGGAUACUUAAUAAGAGACGGUAGAGGGAACAUUAGUCCAUGGUGCCCCCGCUCCCCAGCAGCUAUUAAAACGGAAUAAAACAGCGACUGGCACCGUUGGCCCUGGUGUGACGAAGAUCCAACUGAGGAAGCGGAGAAUUGCGGCGAAGAGCAGUGAAUGGCCCAAUGGAUGCCGGAAAUGUGCGUGAAGCAUUGAUAAGCGUCUUAUUUGGCCAAUGACAAGCCAGGUGAGGUGGGGCUUCUUGGUAUCGGCGGCAAUAGUUAUUUGACAUCCAGUUAUCCAAUGGGAAAGGCAUGAUGUUUCUGGAAUUGCAGCGGCCAUUGAGUUGGGCAGCGGUUCUUCCCAAAGGGCGCGACUGAAGGAGGAACAUACGAAAAUUUGACAGACACCAAAUUCUCCCAAUAGGGGGCUGGGGAACCGGGCCGCGUCCUCAUUCGACUCUGUAAGGCGGGAGCAACAUUUAACAGAUACCAGCUUCGCCCAAUCGGCUGAGGGGCGAGCCCCCUCCCGUGAAAGGAGGGAGUCUUCCCGGCCUAGUCGAUCCAAUAGGAGCCCGGGAGGGAUUUUGAGAGGCACUUCCCUCCGAGCCAAUCAAGCCCUCAGCAUGCGGGUGGGAAAGCGGGGCAGGCAAGGCUUCGCUCGAGGGGCACAAUGGACGCACAACGGGAGGGAGGCGGGAGCUGCCUUUGAUUGACGGCCCCGGCCGCCCAACGGCGCGUCGCGGGAGCCGGGCCGGGGAGUGACAGGCUUUCAAAGGGGCAAAUGGCGCGGGGAAAGGGGAGGGCGCGUGGCGUGAUGCGGUCGCAGCAGCGAUAGCCGAAGAGAGUGAGAAACAGGAGCGCGCGAGCAGGUAGGUGAGCGGAAGAAAGAAUGAAAGGGAUCAGAGCGGCGGGGGGGUGGGGGAGGAAUGUCCGUUGGGGGGAGGCCUGGCGCGCGCGCGGGCUUCGGUUGGAAGGGGAGGGAUGCGCGCGCGUCCCGGGGGGGGGCGGUUCUGUGAGGUGAGAGGAGGGAAAAGAGUCUCCCCAGCCCUAUUCCCUCCCAAUAUGUGGGGUGGGGGGGUCCUUUUGCGUGGGGAUAAGGUGGUUGUGAGGAGAGGGGAAGCUGAGGUAAAAGCGAGGGCUUUUCCCUCGCAGUCAGAGCGGGCACUCGCCUCGCCUUCUCUCACCUCACUUUUUAAUCCUAAAUCUUAACUGCCCACCCAAACAAAGACUCGCACGAAAAGGACUCGCCCCAACGCUUGUCUUGUCCUAAGUUCCAGUCUUCCCUUUUUUAAAAAAAGUCUUUUCCCUGAAAAAGACGAAAAUGCCCUCUCCCCCCCCCCCCACGUGCCCUCUCCUCUUUCAUCUUAAAAUGCCACACACACACUGUCAGGAAAAAAUAAGAAUACCGAAACACUGGAGAGCAUCCUCUGCUCCCUAUUUCCUUUUUAUUUCUUCAGUCUCCCUGAAACACUGAAAAGAAAUCCCUCUUCCCCACAUUUCCUUGCCUUUCGCCCUGUAUUGUGACACCUUUUCUCUCCCCAUUUCCAGCCCUAAUUACUUUCCUGCCUUCUCACACAUAUCUAGGACACUCACCUUCUUUUUUCCUCUCCUGCCAACUACAAUCUGAAAGGAGGACUAGAAAUAUAAACAAAUGCUGUAUUACAGAGCUUUCUGCACUUCUCAUGUUGGUGACACACAUUUGAGACAUGCAUCAUUUUGUGACACAGCAAUUCAGUUUUACUAGCAAACCGGAGGUUAAACUAACCCCUUUCCAGCCCCGGGAAGAGCAUGGGGAGCGUUCGCACAACACACCUACACACUGCAGCUGACACACUUAACGUGUCAUAACACACAGUUUGGAAAGCUCUGCUGUAUUAGUUAGACCAGGGGUAGGCAACCUAACGCUCAUGGGCCACAAGCGGCCCAUGGGGGUCAUUUAACUGGCCCACGAGCCUCCCAUGAACCAAGCCAUCUUCUUGGCGAGUCCCUGCGCGCUGCUCUAAACCAGCAUGGCGCGUGGACUCGCUUCUGCGGUGCCGGAAAUCGCGUCUGCGCAUGCUCAGACGCCAAAAAUUGUGCCUGUGCAGAAGUAGACACCGGAAAUCAUGUCUGCGCAGAUGCAGAGGCUGGAAAUCGCUGCUGUGCGCACUCACAUGUGCAUGUGAUCCGGCCCACGGAGGGAUCUCCGCUGGAGUGAACCGGCCCAGGCGAGGUAAACCUUGCCGACCCCUGAGUUAGACAAAUUGUCUGGCCUAGUUCAAGGCAAUUACCUGGCCUCAACCCAUCAGGCUUCGGGGCCAGAACACAUGAUGCUAGCACUGACUGCCCAUGUAAGUGGUCUGCGCAAGGUGCUUCUUUCUGUGUGUAAAGUUACCAUGUGUGGCAGCCUAUUGGCUUUUUGAGUUGUCAUGCCCACAGUGACUGCCCUGAGCCAGUGAAGUACUGUUGUGCUAACUCUACAGGUGAAUGGGCCUAUCAGUGUGGUAAAUACGCUUAUGUGGUUAGCCACAUGAGGGGACACUUAGGUUACUAAUUGGCAGGGUGGAUAAAAAAAUCAACGAUUUAAAUCUUUUUUUUAUCGGCUUUUUUAAAAUUUAAAUUGGAUUUUUAAAAUAAAAUGCUUUUGAAGGAAAAUAUUUUCUAAAGAUAGUUUUCUAUUUAAGUUACCUUAUAGUCCAAAGGCCAUUCAUCAGGAAAUAAGAAUUUGUUUUAAGUUUUUCAUGUGUGCUAAAACUCAGUCUAAGGUUGUUGUUGUUUUUAAAAAAAUGUUUAACCACAUCAGUUAACAAACAUGGAUACAUAUGCCAUAAUGUUAGAGUUUUAGUUAAAUAAAUUGUGGGUGACCUGAUGGGAUACCUGCCAAAGUCUUCAAAAUGGGUAGAAUUGAAUUUGCACAACAACUUCACAAGCUCAUCAAAAAAAUCUGGGAGAGAGAAGAGAUCCCAGCAGAAUUUAGGGAUGCCAAAAUCAUCAAUCUCUUUAAAAAAGGUGACAGAACUGAUUGCGGAAACUAUUGAGGCUCCUCUCUAUUAGCUGCAGCUGGAAAAAUUCUUCCAAGGAUCUUAGCAAACCAUCUCUUAACAAUAUCCAAGGUGACCCUUCCUGAGUCCCAAAAUGGUUUUCGGCCUUCUAUGGGGACAAUGGACAUGAUUUUAACCGCUCGACAGCUUCAAGAAAAAUGCAGAGAGCAAAACCAAGCCCUGUAUAUGGGGUUUAUUGACCUGACUAAAGGCUUUUGACACUAAAUCGUAAUGCCCUGUGGACUGUCCUUCUGAAAAUUGGCUGCCCAGAUAAAUUUGUGAACAUCAUUCAGCUCCUCCAUGAUAAUAUGACAGCAACAAUCACAGAUCACAAUGGCUCUCAAAGUGAACCAUUCACAGUGGGAUCAGGUGUUAAACAGGGUUGUGUUAUCGCCCCAACUCUGUUCAUUAUUUUCAUUGCCAUGAUCUUACACUUAGUCGAAGGGGAACUCCCCACCGGAGUAGAAAUCAUAUAUCAAACAGAUGGAAAGCUCUUUAAUCUGAGCAGGCUGAAAGCAAAGAGUAAGGUUACUGUAACUUCCGUCAUAGAGCUUUAGUAUGCUGAUGACAAUGUAGUGUGUGCAUGCUCAGAGGAUGACCUCCAAACCAUCCUAAAUAUCUUCGCAGAAGCUUAUGAAAAGCUUGGCCUAUCGCUCAACAUCCAAAAAACCAAAGUGCUGUACAAAAUAACCCCUCUGCAGUGCCACAAAUCCAACUCAAUGGUGUAACAUUGGAAAAUGUCAAUCACUUCUCCUACCUAGCCAGUUAUCUUUCCACAAGGGCUGACAUUGAUGCCAAAAUCCAGCAUCGCCUGAGCUCUGCGAGUGUGGCUUUCUCUCAAUUGAAGUGCAGAGUGUUUGAGGACCGGGACAUUCGCAGGGAAACCAAAAUGGUUGUUUACAAAGCUAUUGUACUACCAACCUUACUGUAUGCUUGUGAAACAUGGACCACUUAUAAAUGCCAUCUCCAACUCCUUGAAAGAUUCCAUCAGUGGUGUCCGAAAAAAUUUACACAUCACUUGCGAAGACAGGCGAACUAACACCAGUGUACUGGAAGAAGCAAAGAUCACCAGUGUUGAAGCAAUGAUUCUUCAACAUCAACUUCGUUGGACUGAUCAUGUUGUGUGGAUGCCUGAUUAUCAUCUUCCAAAGCAACUACUGUAUUCCAAACUUAAAAAUGGAAAGCAUAAUGCUGGUGGUCAACAAACAUGUUUAAAGACUCUCUCAAGGCAAAUUUUAAAAAAUGUAGUACAAACACCAACAAUUGGGAAACACUUUCCUGCAAGCACUCCAAUUGGAGAACAGCCUUUACCCAAAGUGUCAUGGGCUUUGAAGACACUCAGACUCAGGAUGCAAGGGAGAUACGUGCUAAGAGGAAGGCACGCUUGGCAAAUCCACACCAUGAUGAACUCCUGCCCAGAAACCAAUGUCCGCACUGUGGAAGGACGUGUGGAUCCAGAAUUGGCCUCCACAGUCACUUACGGACUCAUUGUUAAAACCGUGUUUAUGGAAGACAGUCUUACUUGGCUACAAGUGAUCGCCACAGAAGAAGAUGAUUGGUGGAUGAAGCUUGGAUACCUCAGAAACCCUCUGUUAGUUGCUUGCUUGGCGCUUUGAGAGCAAUCCUUCACCUCUGUUAUGAGCUAGAUUCCAUGGUUGAUGGAGCUCCAAGCCUGCUUUCCAGAUAGUCGUCUCUUGCUUUGGAUACCUUUCUGAAGCACUGGGAGACAGUACAAUACCUGAGUCAAGAAUGAAGUGUCUCUUACAUUGUAGAAAUUUUAAUGUCCUAUGGAAUGUGUCCCCUUCAUGGAUCACUGCCUUGCCGUGGCGAAGGGGCUUGAAUAACUCGGAGAAACUAUGAACUAUGCCGAGCAGGGCACCCAAGAUGAACAGGUCAUAGUGGAGAGUUUGGACCAAACGUGAUCCACCUGGAGGAGGAACCGGCAAGCCACUCCAGUAUCCCUGCCAAGAAAACUCCAUGGACAAAGACAACAGGCAUAUAAAAGUUAUGACGCUGGAAGAUGAGCCCCUCAGGUCGGAAGGCGUCCAACAUGCUACUGGGGAAGAGCGGAGGACAAGUACAAGUAGAUCCAGAGCUGAUGAAGCGGCUGGGCCAAAGCCGAAAGGACGCUCAGUUGUGGAUAUGCCUGGAAGCGAAAGGAAAGUCCAAUGCUGUAAAGAAAAAUAUUGCAUAGGAACCUGGAAUGUAAGAACCAUGAACCAGGGUAAGUUGGAUGUGGUCAAAAAUGAGAUGGCAAGAAUAAAUAUUGACAUCCUGGGCAUCAGUGAACUAAAAUGGACAGGAAUGGGCGAAUUCAGUUCAGAUGACUAUCAUAUCUAUUACUGUGGGCAAGAAACCCGUAAAAGAAAAGGAGUGGCCCUCAUAGUCAACAAAAGAGUGGUGAAAGCUGUACUGGGAUGUAAUCUCAAAAAUGAUAGAAUGAUCUUGAUACGAAUCCAAGGCAGACCUUUUAACAUCACAGUAAUCCAAGUUUAUGUACCAACUACUGGUGCUGAAGAAACUGAAAUUGACCAAUUCUAUGAAGACUUACAAGACCUAAUAGAAGUGACACCAAAGAAGGAUGUUCUUCUCAUUAUAGGGGAUUGGUAUGCUAAAUCAAGAGAUAAAAGGAACAACUGGCAAGUUUGGCCUUGGAGAUCAAAACGAAGCAGGGCAAAGGGUAAUAGAGUUCUGUCAAGAGAACAAGCUGGUCAUCACAAACACGCUUUUCCAACAACACAAGAGACGACUCUACACAUGGACAUCACCAGAUGGGCAGCAUCGAAAUCAGAUUGAUUAUAUUCUCUGCAGCCAAAGAUGGAGAAGCUCUAUACAGUCAGCAAAAACAAGACCAGGAGCUGACUGUGGCUCAGAUCAUCAGCUUCUUAUAGCAAAAUUCAAGCUUAAACUGAAGAAAGUAGGAAAAACCACUGGGCCGGUAAGAUACAAUCUAAACCAAAUCCCUUAUGAAUACACAGUGGAAGUGAGGAACAGGUUUAAGGAUUUAGAUCUGGUGGACAGAGUGCCUGAAGAACUAUGGAUGGAGGCUCGCAACAUUAUACAGGAGGCAGCAACGAAAACCAUCCCAAUGAAAAGGAAAUGCAAGAAAGCAAAGUGGCUGUCCAACAAGGCCUUACAAAUAGCGGGGGAGAGAAGGCAAGCAAAAUGCAAGGGAGAUAGUGAAAGAUACAGGAAAUUGAAUGCAGAUUUCCAAAAAUAGCAAGGAGAGACAAGAAGGCCUUCUUAAACGAGCAAUGCAAAGAAAUAGAGGAAAACAACAGAAUGGGAAGAACCAGAGAGCUGUUCAAGAAAAUUGGAGAUAUGAAAGGAACAUUUCGUACAAAGAUUACCAUAAUAAAGGACAAAAGUGGUAAGGACCUAACAGAAGCAGAAGACAUCAAGAAGAGGUGGCAAGAAUACACAGAGGAAUUAUACCAGAAAGAUAUGGAUGUCUCGUACACCCCAGGUAGUGUGGCUGCUGACCUUGAGCCAGACAUCCUGGAGAGUCAAAUGGGCCUUAGAAAGCACUGCAAAUAACAAGGCCAGUGGAAGUGAUGGUAUUCCAGCUGAACUAUUUAAAAUUUUAAAAGAUGAUGCUGUUAAGGUGCUACACUCAAUAUGCCAGCAAGUUUGGAAAACUCAGCAGUGGCCAGAGGAUUGGAGAAGAUCAGUCUACAUCCCAAUCCCAAAGAAGGGCAGUGCCAAAGAAUGCUCCAACUACCGCACAAUUGCACUCAUUUCACACACUAGCAAGGUUAUGCUUAAAAUUCUACAAGGAAGGCUCAAGCAGUAUGUGGACCGAGAACUCCCAGAAGUGCAAGCUGGAUUUAGAAGAGACAGAGGAACCAGAGACCAAAUUGCAAACAUGCGCUGGAUUAUGGAGAAAGCUAGAGAGUUCCAGAAAGACAUCUACUUCUGCUUCAUUGACUAUGCAAAAGCCUUUGACUGUGUCGACCACAGCAAACUAUGGCAAGUUCUUAAGGAAAUGGGAGUGCCUGAUCACCUCAUCUGUCUGCUGAGAAAUCUCUAUGUGGGACAAGAAGCUACAGUUAGAACUGGAUAUGGAACAACUGAUUGGUUCAAAAUUGGGAAAGGAGUACGACAAGGCUGUAUAGUGUCUCCAAGCUUAUUUAACUUAUAUGCAGAAUUCAUCAUGCGAAACGCUGGGCUGGAUGAAUCCCUAGCCGGAAUUAAGAUUGCCGGAAGAAAUAUCAACAACCUCAGAUAUGCAGAUGACACAACCUUGAUGGCAGAAAGUGAGGAGGAAUUAAAGAACCUUUUAUUGAGGGUGAAAGAGGAGAGCGCAAAAUAUGGUCUGAAGCUCAACAUCAAAAAACGAAGAUCAUGGCCACUGGUCCCAUCACCUCCUGGCAAAUAGAAGGGGAAGAAAUGGAGGCAGUGAGAGAUUUUACUUUCUUGGGCUCCAUGAUCACUGCAGAUGGUGACAGCAGUCACGAAAUUAAAAGACGCCUGCUCCUUGGGAGAAAGGCGACGGCAAACCUAGACAGCAUCUUAAAAAGCAGAGACAUCACCUUGCCAACAAAGGUCCGUAUAGGUUCAAGCCAUGGUUUUCCCAGUAGUGAUGUAUGGAAGUGAGAGCUGGACCAUCAAGAAGGCUGAUCGCCGAAGAAUUGAUGCUUUUGAAUUAUGGUGCUGGAGGAGACUCUUGAGAGUCCCAUGGACUGCAAGAAGAUCAAAUGCAUCCAUUCUUAUGGAAAUUAGCCCUGAGUGCUCACUGGAAGGACAGAUCGUGAAGCUGAGGCUCCAAUACUUUGGCCACCUCAUGAGAAGAGAAGACUCCCUGGAAAAGACUCUGAUGUUGGGAAAGAUGGAGAGCACAAGGAGAAGGGGACGACAGAGGACAAGAUGGUUGGAUAGUGUUCUCUAAGCUACCAGCAUGAGUUUGUCUAAACUGCAGGAGGCAGUGGAAGACAGAAGUGCCUGGCGUGCUCUGGUCCAUGGGGUCACGAAGAGUCGGACAUGACUAAACGACUAAACAACAACAACAUGGAAUGUGUUCCUAGAAUGUAUCAAUCUUUGUGUACUUACUUAAAUGUGUGUGUGUGAGAAUAAAUCUGGUAGUCCAAGUUUUCUUUUUUUAGAGAUCAGUGAUGAGGGGCUGAAAAAUUUCCAGUUAUGGACCACAGGUAUGAAGUUUACAGCAUGUAAUGCCAUAAGAGAGAAUAUUAUGAAAAUGAUUUACAGGUGGUACAUGACACCAGUCAAGCUUGCAAAAAUCUACCAUUUGCCCGAUAAUAAAUGUUGGAAAUGUAAAGAAACUGAAGGCACAUUCUUUCACCUUUGGUGGACGUGCCCAAGGAUUAAGGCUUUCUGGGAGAUGAUUUAUAAUGAAAUGAAAAGGGUAUUUAAAUAUACCUUUCUGAAGAAACCAGAGGCCUUUCUCCUGGGCAUGGUCGGCCAAAUGGUGCCAAAGAAGGACAGAACUUUCUUUAUGUAUGCCACAACAGCAGCAAGAAUACUUAUUGCAAAGUAUUGGAAGACACAAGAUCUACCCACUCUGGAAGAAUGGCAGAUGAAGGUGAAGGACUACAUGGAACUGGCGGAAAUGACUGGCAGAAUCCGAGACCAGGGAGAAGAGUCGGUGGAAGAAGAUUGGAAGAAAUUUAAAGACUAUUUACAGAAAUACUGCAAAAUUAAUGAAUGUUAGAAUGAUGUCAGAAUGAAGUUAAGUGGUUUUAGUAGCAAUGUUAUAAAGGUGUAUGUAAAAAUGGAUUGUUAACAGGUGAGAAUCUAAAGCUAUAAUAAGUUAAGUUAAAGGAUUAAGAUAAAAAUAAAGAGGGAAAGGAAUUGCUGAAUUAAUUAACUGAACUGGAAUACAAAAAAGGGAGGCGAGAGGAGGUCAGGGAAACAAGUAAAUGAAAUGUAAGGUAUGGGAAGAUUGAUUUGUUUUUUAAGUCUCUUUUAUUUUUUCUGUAUUUUGUAUUUUUUCUUUUCUCUAUUUUUCUUUUUCUUAUAUAUGUAACCUUUUUUUGGAAACCUUAAUAAAUAUCAUUUAAUUUUUUCCCCCCAGUGUUUUGUUGUUGUUGUUAUUAUUAUUAUUGCAGAAAAAUUCCCAUUAGUAUACAUUAGUAACAAUGAAUGGAUGUCAGUUGCAAAUACCAUACAAUUAAAGUCCAAUUUUAAAGUUUUUAGUUUGUUUAUUAAAUGCAAAUAAACAUUCUGAAUUAGAUCAUUCUUGAAGGCAUCAGGAAAUUCUCUGAUGCAAAUUAACCUAACUCAUUUUCUUUCUCCAGAAAAUCUACAAAUGGGACUUGGUAGCUAUUCUACUGUAGCUCUGGCCGACCUUUGCUCAGCAUUGACCUGCCUGGGAGUUGCUUCUUCAAAGGCAGAGAGUUGUAUCCCUGAACAAAGCAAUGAAGUGAUUAUAAUCUAUUUCUAAAUGUAGGUCAUGACUGCUGUCUGAAAUGACAUGUAGUGGGCAGUCAAUGAGAUGACCUCAGGUUCCUUUCUGAGCUGUAUUCUGGAGAUCCUCAUGUACAACUAGGAAGCUAGUGAGUGACUUAAACUCACAUGUUAUUUUUGCUUGAAAAAUUUCUUAUACAUAAAGAAGUUAAGUGUCCCACAAAGGCAUCAAUGCAUGUUCCCUGGGUGGAAAAAUCCUAAAUGGAAAAGUAGCAUUUUAUAUUGGCACAUAGCAACUGUGCAGAAUUGUUGGCUGAAAAAAAAUUGACAUCAGUUCCUAGCUAGCAGUCAUUGUUCAACCCCUUCUCUUUUGGUCUCUUGUUCUUUGGGAACAAGUGUUCCUUUAUCAGUGUCCCUGGCCCUCUGGAGAGAAUGAUACCCAACAGCUUGCAUCCCUUUCUGUAAGUAAUCCAAUGUGCUCUGGUUUCAAGAAAGCAAGAAACAGCUGUACUCUGUCACAGCUUCCUAAUUUCUCUGUGCCCAAGCACAAAUGCGGGAAAUUCUUUCCCUUCUUUAAGCCCUCUGCAUGUGCCAGAGGAUUUGGGGUAGGAAUGAGUCAGGCUAGUAAAUCAAGCUAAUAUCUGUAGGCCCCUGGUGAACAAUGCCUCUUUCCAAGGAGAUCCGUUGGAUAUUCCUUCUUGUGAGUUUGGAUUGAUGUUGGCUAAGUACGUUUAGUGACCCUUGCUAUGAGGAGCAUAUUCCCACAGAAAGUUCUGGACAACUGAUGUUCUAGAGUUGACUAUAGUAUACAACCAUUUUGUGUAUCUUGAGAGUAUGUGAGGUUUAGUGAUUUCAGGGUUUUUUGGGGUGAUAGAUUUUAUUGUAGUAUGGUUUUGUCGGUUUUUUUAAUUGGAAAAAGUUAAGUAUUCAGUGUUUGCAAGAGGGGCUGUGUAGAAAUAUAACCUUUGUAAAGUAAAAAUAUUUGAGUAGGAGGUUUUAAAGCUGAUUUUGGGGGUGAGGAGGUAACAGAGAUAUGAGGUUGGAUCGAAUAGAUUGGAGACAGAAUUCCUGGCAUGGUGGAUUUAAUCAAGUCUCUUAUAUGAGUUCCCACUUAAAUAGGGUGGCUUUAAUAAGUGUCACAUGCAGACUUUUCUGUAAAAAAAUACUAUGAUUGCAGUAAGACCAGUCCAUUAAAAACAUGUUUUCGUUAAUCACUUUGUUGAAUAAAGAUUAGCCCAAUGCAAUCUUAAUUUUGUGGUUUAUUACAAAUGUAAAUAAAGUCUUGCUGAGCUUGUAGUUCAGUUAUAAAGAUUACAGUUUACAGUACCUAGCAAAAAAAGUGGUUACUGAGAAUGUUAUAUUAAUGUCAUGAGAAUAUUGGAAAAAGAAUAAUGUGAAUUUAAAUAAACCUGUGGGCAGAUCUGCAUGCACAUGCAUAGGGAAACCAAAGAUUUCAGAGAAUGCAGAUGCGGUUUAGGGUCAAAACAUGUUUCUACAUAAUUCAUUACCUUCUUUAAUCUGAAUUUUGGUAACUAGGGGUGGGAAUUAUGCACUGACCCCAACUUUCCUGUGUGUGUGUGUGCAUCUUUGACUCUGUCCCCCUCUCUUGCAGGUAGCACGGCUGAGUACAGCAUGGUUCUGGAAGGAAGAUGGGUUCUACUCGUGUGACUGCCAAGGAGCUAUGUGAAAUUGAUGAUCUAGCUACAACACUCAUUCUCGACUCCUACCUCGGCUUUAAGACCCAUAAGAUGAACGUAAGGUGAGGGCCUAAGGUCUCAAAGACCCAAGAAGAUUCCACUUGCAACACAGGGCAAAAUAGAAAUUGAGGGGGAGUGGUGAGGCUUGGGAUUGAGGGGGAUAAGGAAAGCAGUGUGUUUCAAAGCAAACCCAACUCCUCUCUCUUUCUUAUCCCUUCAGCCCACUCCCAGCCAUCAGAAGAAAGCACCAUUUGCGGGAAGCAGUAGAAGCUUUCCGGAAGCGCAAGGACCUAGACAUGGCAUAUCAGGCCUUGAUGCAAGGUGGAUGGGCCUGCCAGUACUUUGCGAAGCGGAGCCGUCAGCAGGAGGCUGCCUUCAAGACUCAUGUACAGCUCUUUUACCUCUUUGCUACCUCUUUGCUAUUUCGGGAGAGGGAGGGUGAGAAAGAUGUCAAAAUCUGAAAGUGAGCAUGGGAGGGAUUGUUUUUGCUUCAGAUAUGUGAAAGAGCCCUUGGGUCGUAUUUCACAGGAACCUUUACACCAACAGAGGUCAUUAAUUAGCAAUGCUAAUCCUCAAAAUAGUUCUUCAUGACACAUACCUGCUGACACUGCUAGGUCAAUUAGUCCAGACAUUCCACAAGUGAUAACAUUGACAUUCUUGAUGUAUCCCUCCAGCAGUUUUAUGUUGCAGUUUCCCUUUUAAAUGUGGAUUUUAAAAAAAUAAUAUGAGUGGCAGUUUUGGCUGUCUGUUCUUCUCCGAAGCACUUUCUCUAAUGCCCCACUCCCCAUCAGAUCCUUUUUUUGCUCCGGCUGAUGGAUAGGAAGACUAUGAUAGCUCCUUGGUUCUUAGGAGAAGCAUUGGCUAGACUUCUGAUGAGGGGGUAAGCAGGGAGCCAGAAUUACUAACUAGGAGCCAAUUGUUUAUCUCUUUUCUACAGAUAUUUCGUUACCUUCGCAUCUUCCUUCCUGAGAGUGGUUUUGCCAUCAAGCGCUGUACCCGGUAUUCCCUGGAAAUAAAUGGUGCCCGUGUGGUCGCUACAAAAUCAUGGUAGGGUGUGGUGGUUUGACACCCUUUCCAUGUAACACCCUUCCACUUGCUAGUAUUAUGUAACCUUAUAUGGCUUACAGUAAUGAUGAAAACAUUGAAAUGCAAUUUAUAAAUCAUAAAAACAAGAACAAACAAUGCAACAGAAAAUAAAAACCAUCUCAAAUCCUCAAGCAAUAUCAAUAGUAUUUUAACGCAAUUCUAAAAGUUUAAAUUAAAACAUUUUUUUUAAGUCCUGGGAAAAUAAAAAGCUUUCCAGCUGGCACCAAAAACCACCAGGAAGAUAUUUUUGGCUAGCAGUUGCCCCAGCUGACAAAGUGUCAAAGUGACUUAAGCAGAUGUGCAGCGCAAGGAGCCCAGGGGCACCCCACUCCACCCAAUGAAAUCCUAAACUCUUAGUAAACUAAAUAGAGCAACAACAACAAAAAUGCAGGUAGAAUGCAAGCAGGGGUGUAGAAACUUUCCAGUGUUUUGCACUGUUGGUAACAUGUAUGACUAUCUCCCUCUUGGACAGAAGUUGUUGGUGUUCUGGAGGCUCAAUGAGCUGUUGAUUCUCUGGGGGAAAGUUCUCAAAAAGGCCCUACAGUGGUACCUCGGGUUACAUAUGCUUCAGGUUACAUACGCUUCAGGUUACAGACUCCGCUAACCCAGAAAUAGUAGCUCGGGUUAAGAACUUUGCUUCAGGUUGAGAACAGAAAUCGUGUGGCAGCGGGAGGCCCCAUUAGCUAAAGUGGUGCUUCAGGUUAAGAAGAGUUUCAGGUUAAGAACGGACCUCCGGAACGAAUUAAGUAUGCAACCAGAGGUACCACUGUAUUCCCAAUCUAUAAUGCAGGGAGGGAACUAAUAUUCAGUAAAGUGAACUUAAAUUUGCCCACCAUCCUCACCUACUGUACACUUAUGGGGAGCAUGACAGCUAAUCUAUGAUGCUUGUGUCUUUCUCCCUGCCUAUAAGGAAAAAGAAUGACAAACUGGAGCUGCUGGAGGGUUAUAUUACAGAGCUAACAGAGCCAGACGAGAGUCUCCUGCGGACUGGUGAAAAUGACUUCAGCAUCAUGUAUUCCACACGCAAACAGUGUGCCCAGCUAUGGCUGGGGCCUGCAGCCUUCAUUAAUCAUGGUAUGUGGAAUGUGCAGCUGGUCCUGGCUCUGCCUCUGAAUCGUUGUUCCAUAGAUCUUCUCAUAACUUCUGCACCUCCCAGAGUUCUAGUGCCCUACAGCCCUUUGACUCCAUCUCUGCAUUUUGUUUUUCCAUUAAUUUUACUGUUCAUGUGGGCAUACAAUGUAGACUAUGAAUUACCAUAAUCUAUCUGAUGUGGGUGGGGGAAUGAGGAACCAGGACCCCUGCCGUAUUAGCAGUUCCCUACUUGGGGAACUUUUGCACACUUCCAGUGCUGAUUUACAUUUUGUUUAGGCAACAUGGCUUCUUUUCUGCUACUCUAAUUAUAAUACCAAGGUCUCCAUGAGUGUUAUUGAAAGCAGUAAAUAAAUGUGCAAAGGUCCAAGUAGCUUCUACAGAAGAAAUCCAGACAUUUAGAUCCAUCAUAGCUGCUUUCCUGUAUGCAUGAAACAUACCAUAACUGCUGGAUGUGAUUUAUGUGCAGGUAUAGCAGGUCCCAGAUUAACACCAGAAAGUCCCUUUCAGUAUGGAAUGAAAUUGCAACAAAUUGUUUUUUUUAAAUACUUUUAUUGAAGAAAACAAUUAAACCAAUGUAUGUCCAUAGAGUAUCUCAUUAUAGUGCAAAUUAAAAUAUUGAAUUCAAAGGUGUCCGUUUAACUGCCUAAAUCAGAAAGAACAGAUAUUCAAUUCCUUCAGUUGAGUUUAUCAAACUUCCAUGUGUUUGUCUUGGAAGACAACACUUUUUGUUUCAUAAUUGUUUUUAAAUUUUUCAAUAAAGUUUGUAAAGGCAAACAAAAAAACCAAUAACUUCAAUCUUAGCAGCUUGUGGGACCCAUCAGAAACCAAUCCAUAAUAGAGAGGAUCGAAUAAAGUUUCCAGUACUCAUUCCAAGCUACUUGUAAAAGGUUCCUUUUCUAAAUCUGGUACAUAAUUUGAUUUUUAGUAUACACUUCCUAAGGAUUCUGUCUAUUUUGGCGAGUACAGGAAGAAUGUAAGGAGGAUUGGGAAUGAGUAUUAAGAUAAGUGGGGUGUAGGAACAGGUUUGCUUAAGAUGUUAUAUGUAUUUUUAAUUAGCUUUCAAGUUGGUAGGCUUUUUGUUGGAAUUAAUUGAAAAGUGAAGAAAUUGGUCAUUCCAGUGAAGUCUAGGGUGCAAUCAGUUGGUACAUUCCAUAGGAAACUGACUUAUAGCAGUCAGACUAUUUGAUCAUUGGUCCCAGCAUUGCCUACUCUGACAACAGUUCUCCGGAGUUCUUCCCACCAUCUACUACUACCUGGUCCUUCCAGCUGGAGGUACCAGGGACUGAACCUGGAACUUUCACUGAGCUAUGUUAGGUCCCUUCAUGAAAAGGCCAGUAAGAAUUAGUUUUUUAGAUUGCUUAUUUUAGCACCCCAUUUAUGUGACCUUGAAUGGAAACUUCUUUCCCCUCCCCAAGAGUUAUUAAUGGCUGAAAAGCCUACCCUUUUCUGGACUUCAGGUAACUAAGAUCAUGUGAUCACUGAAACUGGAUUUAGUUCUCUGUAGAAGGCAAGAAAAAUCCUACACAGUGCAGUUGAAAGUCUCCUCCCUCUCUGAAGCACACUGUUUUGUUCAGCUCCCCAUUCCCCAGAGGCUUUGGGAUUUCAGCAGGAGCAUCAAGCUAGUCUUCACAACCUUAGAAGGCUAGAAAGCUUAGAAGCUUGUCUUCAGAAAAAAGUGAGAGCGCUUAUUGGGGUACUAUGUUUAGACCCCACACCUGCCAGGGCAUGAUUUGAGGGCACACGAUGCAGUCACCCUCCUGAAGCGAAGCAGCUUUCAGUGUGAAUGGUACAUGGAUUGGUGUCUGGCUGGGAACUUAAUGAAUGCUGCCAUGUUAUUUCUUGACGGAAGGCUGGAAGGAAGUUAGGUUAUUAGUGAAAUGAUAAUUUACCCCAACUUGUAAUUGCUUUGAGAGAAAGCAGGAUGCAUUGUUGAAAAGCAGCAGCAUACUUUUUCUCUUCUAGCCUGUUGCUGAAAUGUAAAUAGUGUCUGAACAAGUGGACUAUCUUUAUAACUUGUCUCUGCUUUUUUUUUGAAAAUCUCUCUCCACUACUGCCUAUCCCCCACCCCAUAUAAUUUGUCCCUCACCGUGGAACCUCUCAGACUGCAGGCCCAAUUGUAAGGUAAGUCAUUUUGGCUUAUUGCUAGUAGAGGUGGCACUCCUUGUUUAAAAUUCUGAGGCUUCGCAUUUGGUACAAGCCACACAAACUCAUUCCUAGAAAUCAUUUAUUAUUGUGGUGUUUGCUUUGGGUGUAGGAUAUGUUGGAAGAGGUUGAAAAAGGAAGCAAGUAAUACCUUGUAAAUAUUUGGGAGAGGAAGGAAGCUGUAUGACUUACAAAAGUUCCCCCUGCCGAGUCCUGGCAGUUUCUCUCCUACUGCUUCUCCCACCCAGUUUCUCUUCUACUGCUUCUCAGGAUGCUGAGUUUCAGCCAUUGCUUCAGCAUCAUAAAGGCUAGAAGCAUGACCCUCAUUCCCCAUAGUUCAGGUCUAGAAAAAAAUAAAUUUAUUUGCCUCUUUUCAUACUAGCGUGCUGUUUCUGAGAAGUGCCUAGAAGCCCAGUGUCAAGAAUUUCUGUGUCUGCAAAUAGAGUCUUGUGAAAAUAAGAGCUGGGUCACUUGGGAUUUCUGAGAGGGAGGAAAGAGGAGGAGUCUGCUUGUUGUCUCCCUCCACACACCCCCGGAGAGCAUCCUGAACCUCUACAUUUCUGGGUUUUUUUCCUGUUUCCUGCUGUUCCUUCCCCUUGUACAUUGUUUGUCUCUGUACUGCAGUUUGUCCCAAUGGAUGGGAACACUGCCUGCGUCAAGGUGCUGCGGGACAUUGAGCCAGAUGAUGAGAUCACAUGCUUCUAUGGAGACGGCUUCUUUGGAGAGGACAAUGAGUUGUGCGAAUGCUACACUUGUGAAAGGUGAAGGCUGUGGGCAGUGAAGUCUUAAGGAAUCUCAGCUGGGGGAUGGGUGGUAUUUCUAGUGGUUUGAUACUAUUACCGUGCCUGUGAGUUGCAGACUGUCCAACUGCUCAGGUACAGAGAAGCUCCAUCCUCAAGGGAUAGGAGCGCUCCUGGGGUUGGUUGCUAGGUAGCACAGUUUGGAUGGCAGCUAUUUCCUCCUGGGCCGUCACAUAACCUUUUAAAGAGCAACAGCAGCACCUAAGGAUUGGGGGAGGAUAUUAUACAUACUCUUCCACAGGAGAUCAGUGAAUGAUCUCAUUUGUCCCCUUUCCCUUUUUCCUUCCUCCUUCCAUAAAAGCCUAUAAUGGUUGCUAUGUCUUGAUUUUCUCUUAUUAUUGGUUAUCUUGUAAAACCAGGCUUCAAGGGUGUGGGUGUACAUUUAUACACAUACAUACAAGCCAGAGUGAACUGCUUAGUAAAUGCAGAGCUCCAUUAUUGUGCAGUUACACACCUCACCCAAUUAUCAACUGUUUCCUCUUUCAGGAAGGGGGAAGGAGCCUACCGCCUCCUGAAUCAAACACCUCCACAAUCUACCUCAAUCAAUGAUAACUAUCUGCUCAGAGAGACAGAUGGCCGUCUACAGCGGUGGAAACGUCCGUCAUACAAGCUGGCCCGACUCAGUGUGAAAGUGGGAUGCAAGGCCCGGCGCAGGAAAGCAAAAAUACAUGGUGAGAUGUAUAAGGGUUGACUUGCUGAAACAAGAUUUUGUGGGUUGCAGUUCUGUAAGGUAACAUGUGGCUUGAGCAUCUGCUCAAUGUAGCCUUGCAAAAGAGAUGAGCCUGCUAGUUUGCACCCAUUUUCUCCCUCCCAUGCCUCAUCAAAUUCAGCACAAGAAAAAUUACUCUAGUGCUAUUACAGUGAUCUGUGUGGUGAGGAAAAAGAGUAGCACUUUCCCCUGAGUUGAAGUGGUGUUAAUAAAUCUUCUUUGGUAGACACAUGUUUCACAUCCACACGUUCUGUGAGUCUCAUGAAUUAGGGCCUUUAGACAGUGGCAAUAAUGCAUCUUAGUAGAUUUACCCAGCAACUAAACAUUCACACAGGUUUUUUAAAUGGGGUGCUUAUUGUGUGUGUGUGUGUGUGUGUGUGUGUGUGCGCACACACACACACACACACACACACGGAGAAUCAAAAUACAGUGGUGCCCCGCAAGACGAAUGCCUCGCAAGACGGAAAAACCGCUAGACGAAAGGGUUUUCCGUUUUGAAGUUGCUUCGCAGGACGAAUUCCACUAUGGGCUUGCUUCGCAAGACGAAAAUAUCUUGCGAGUCUUGAGAUUUUUUUUUCGCUUUUCCCCCCCUUUAUCUAAUCUGCUAAGCCUUUAAUAGCCUUUAAUAGCCUUUUAGCAGCUAAUCCCCUAAGCCUUUAAGCCUUUAAUAGCCGCUAAACCGCUAAUAGCACUAAUAGCGCUAAUCCGUCAAUGGGCUUGCUUCGCAAGACGAAAAAACCGCUAGACGAAGACUCUCGCGGAACGGAUUAAUUUCGUCUUGCGAGGCACCACUGUAUACAGUUGCAGCACUUCAAUGGGGAACAGCUAAUGAUGUGUAUAUUUUGGCAGUGGGGAAUAGCUCAGCAACAAUAUACACAGUUUUUUUGGUUUGGGAGAAUUAGCUAAGUAUUCAUGACUAAGCUAACACACAUACAUACAAGAAGGAGCAAGGAUACAGGGUGUAAGAGGAGGAGUGAGAAACUGGAGGUGCACUAGCCUGCUCUUUCUCUCUGGGCCCACUUGUCAGAGCAGGUCUCAGUAAUGCAUAACUGGGCAGGGAGUACCAGGAGGUGGCUUCUAAAACAGUCACACACAGCACUGAAGAUAGGAAGAGGGAGCAAAUGUGGAGGCUACAUUUUGUAGAGGAAAGAUCUCCAGAUUAUAGUAUAUGUAGCAAGAAAUAAAUUUCCCAGCCUUGGUAGACAAUCCUGAAGAAGUGGAACUGGGGCAUAUAGCUCCUGGAUUAGGUAGGAAAUAAAGGGACAAACAGACAAGCCAGAACCCUGAAAAGGGACUUCUGAGCAGCUGGCACCAGAAUCUCUACUUCAGGGAUCCAGAGAAGCAGGAACCAGGAGAGACUUGAAAAAGCAUUGAGCAGCUGCACCAAAUAGGGAACCUGGGAGGCAGCAAAGGAAAAGCAUGGGGAGAUAACAGUCAGACCCUGGGUUCUGUGCAGGCAGCAAGAGUGAUUUCAGCAAGUCAAGGUGACCGUGUAGUACCAGAAGUAUCUGUGAAGCCUAGAGUUUAUAUACCCUCAAAAACAAGAGUUCCAGAGCAACUGCAAUUCAUGGAUUUUGUUUUGCAGAGACAAGUGGUGACACUCACUCUUCAGCUAGUUUUAAUUAGUGGUCACAUUUCCAGAGGGGGCCCCUAUUGUAAUGAUAGCUGAUGGUAUCGUAUUGCCCAAACCCAUGUACUGUGCAUAUGACUUGCAGCAUCACCUCUACUGAGGUGUCCAAUUUAACUCUUAAAGGUACUUUUCAGGCAAAGGGUCCAGUGGUACCACUGCUUAAAUAGGUUACAGCUUGGGAUGGAUGGUGUGGUGGGGAGCAUUGCUCUUAGGGCUGACCUCCCUUCUCUUCCUCCAGCUGCUCUCCGCAGAUCCGCCUUUCGUUGGUACCUGAGGAUACUAAAGCCUUUAUGUAUCCCCCUGCACAACUGCUUGGGCUGCACAGCACGUAGCUGCAAGCUCAGUAAGCAGCCACUGGUGCAUCUGCAACGCUGCCCUCCUUCCAUGUUCCCUGCAUCACAUCUCCGCCGCUCUUCGCGCAGGAAGAGCAGCCACUUUGAGACCCAGCAAAGCUUCUUCUUCACAAGGACGUACAAUAGACCUGAGAGCCCGAGCUGGGCAGACCAGAGCGACUUGGUGGUGAAUCUUGGCAAGAGAGUUCCCCUGCACUGGGAAGGCUUGCGCAGAGAAGCGGUGCGUGGGAUUGGUGAGAGAGAACCACAUAGCAGCAACGGGGAGCUUAGCCAGGGGGCAGAGGAGCACUACACAGGAGAUGUGAAGAACCCCGCUGAGAUCAUGGGGUCUCAUGGAUCAGGAUCUGGGGAACUAUACCCAGGGGACCAAGAGAUCCUUGGCUCUACAGGCUCUUCCUCUUCUGGCCAGGUCUUAUGCAGAACAAGGAGCAUGACCCGACGCCAAACUUGGGAUUUGCCCAAACCCCAAGUCUCACUAUCAGCAGUAGACCCCAAACUUUCCCAGUAUGCUCAUGUCCGCUUGGAGACCCCCCUCUUUAGAGGCAGGCAGUACUGGCAGCAGCCCCCUCCAGACAAGGGGAAGGAGGAGCCGACAGAGGAGCAGCAUCCCCCAAAGCAAAUUGUUUCCUUUCCCCCUUUUGUGCCACCCAAGCGGUUUCGACUGGUCGUAAGCCACGGCUCCAUCAACCUUGAAGUGGCCUCCAACUCCUGUGAGGAGUUAUCUUGAUCUGGCUGGUCUCCAGGUCUUGCAAAGGCUCCCUCAGCUGCUUGCGGAAGCUUGAUCCUUGAUAAGCCAGGGCAAAACCCACCAACCAGAAUUUGCCUGAAAGCAUCUGUUGACUUUUUCAUCUUUGUCCCAAUCACCUUGUAUGGGGGUGAGAAACCAUCACUUUUGUUCUGUUGUGAUGCUCACAAAGGGCUCAAGGAUAUAUCUGUGCUAACAACACCAUCCUGUGUUCCAUUUCCUCUCGUUCUAAAGCAGAUUUACUUCCCGUUUUUCCUCUUUCCGGGGUGCUCCCUCCAUCACACUUGUACUCUCACUUUCCUUUUUAGAAGCACCCUCCACAACCAGGCCAAACCUUGAUCCAUUACCCCUGAAACUUAAGCCAUAUAGCAGGCUGCAUGGAUGUCUGGGAUUGACUCUCCCUGUCAUCUUACCGUGGAACUCCGCUUGCUUUCUCCCAGGCUCCUUUCACCUUUUGACUCCAGGUAUCCCAAUGCUCUAGUUUGUAGCAGUUCAACCAUGGAACUACAGACACACAUGGUGCUUUUGCUGUUUGUUGCCCCUAAGGAGGUUGUGAGGCUGGUGAGAGUGAAAUGACUGGCGGGUAAAGGAAGCCUACAUCUAAUCAGGGAAGCCUCUUUAAUUCUUUGUAAGAAAACCAGCAACCAGAAGUGCACAUGCGCAUGCAACCCAUGCCUAUUCAGCCCAUUUAGCCUGAUGACUGCUGUUUGCUUAAACAAGUUUAUCUAGGGAAUUACUCUUUCUUCUCUCCUCUUUCUCACUUUCUACCCCCUCCCACAAACCGCUUUUUAGGUGCCUACUGUUACAAGACAUCCACUUUUCUAGUUUUUAAAGCUGCUUUUGUAUUAGGUCUGUCUUGUCUCUCCUCCCUGCUGGGGCUUUUCAAUGAAUGUGUACUGGGGCUUUUUACACUGUUACUGACCUUUAAGGUAUUCAUGUUUUUAUACUUAGAUAUGGCUGAGGUUAAAUGGUUUUUUAGAAUACCAGUGAGUUUGAUAAUUUUAUGCAAAUAUUUCACACUGUAGUCAAAUGGUAGAGAAUGAAAUAAUUGAACUUUCCUAGCUCCGAUCAGAGGAUUCCUUGGCUCAGGGGCAUUGUGAUAAAGGACCUUCCUUCUGUGAGGUGCUGGCUUGGACUGGAUAAAUGGUUCUUACUCAUGUAGUAGUGGCUGGGUUCAGUUCAAAUGUCAUUGCAGUACAGUAAAUAGAUCAUCUGUAUUUUUGACCUGUGGUCCUGUCUGGCAGUUCUUGGGAUUUCCAGCCUCUUUCUGAGCUACGUUCAGCGGGGUACUUAGAAAUCUAGUUGAAGAUUAGCUGAAGAUGAGAAGCCAACAGGUGGGCUGUAUUGCAGCCAGUCUUUUUCGGAGAAUGCUUGCUUCAUUUUGCAGCCAUUUUCAUAGCGAGAUUUGUGGUGUUGACUUUGGAAAAAUCCAUAGCCAGGAAUCAGCAGGACCUGCUUUAACUUUCUCUUUUCUCCCUUCUUCGUCAGUUUUGUUUCCAAUUUGGUGCAUUUCAGUCUUAAUGCCUUCUCCAUAUAGCUUCUGAAAGAGACAGAUGUGCAUCUGUGAGUCACUGCUGUUUAAGGCUGCAAUUCUAUGCACACUUGGGAGUAAAUCCUUUUAAUUUGGUGAGAGUUCCUUCUAACUGUGGAUAGCAUCUGUCUUCUGGAUGAGUUUUUGAGCGCUGAAACAGAGAAAUCUGUUUUUUAGAGCUGCUUCUAGAGUUUUGCUUGGUAUCUGUGUUGGAUAUAUAUUAUAAUCCAGACCUUCUGUUUUUAAUAGUUCUGCCAAGUACCAGUACUGAUUUUUUUUAAAAAAGUGAUAUUUAGGCAUUUGUAGGUAAGAGUUUCAAAAGCACAACUGCAGCUAGAAGGAGCUGUAGCUGCUCAUUCUGUCACAAUAAGGAAAUUGUAUUUAUAGUGCAGGGAUAAUAUUUUGAACUUGGUUGUGUGAGUGUGAGGACUUAGCUGUGGAGAAGGGUAUUUUCCUUCACAACAAAAAGGCUGAAAAUCCACAGACCUUCAGUCAUGAGCAUUUUCAUUAAUGGAUCUGAGAGGGAGUCCAUUAUCUGUGUUGUGGAGAAUGUUGGUAGAUACUUGCAACUGCAUAUUCAUGUGAAGGCAUGAUAAUUUUGUUAAAUAAACAAAAACAUAAGAGAAACUUGCACAACUAGGUAACAUAAACAACACUCUCUUUCAUAUAUCCUCUUUAUGCUGGUAAUUUGAGCUGUUUCCACCAUCAUUCAUAUUAAUCUGCAAAGUUGCCUUUGUGCACAUUCUCUAUUCCACUCAACUUGAACUUCACAUAUGUAUAUACAAAGUAGAGCUGAAAAGUGUCGGUCUGUCAAAGCACACUAAUAGUGUGUUGCUCUUUAAAACAGUUGAUAUACAGCUGAAAUUGCACAUCUUUUCCUGCUCUCUUCAGUUCACUUUAUGUAUGUUAAUACAUAUUUCAGACAUUUCCCCCCAUUACUUCUCUAGUUGUUUAAUACCAGUUUUGUUUGUUGUGGACAAACAAUCCCAGUAACUACCUGCCUUCUCAGUAGUCACGCCCACCCUGUGGAACGCCCUCCUGUUACAUGUCAAGGAAAUAAACAACUAUCUUACUUUUAGGAGACAUCUGAAGGCAACUCAGUCAGAUGGGCAGCUAAUAAAUUAUUAUCAUCAUCCUCAUCCUUAUCCUUAUCCUUAUCCUUAAUUGUUUAGGUACAGUGACUUGUGGUGCAAGUUAUGUGGUUUAUGGUGCUCAUUUUGUGCUGAUAUGUGAUUCUGUGCCAAUAGUCUUGACCCAAAUUUUCACGUUACUAUGAGAUAGUAAUCCUCUUGUUUGGAGAAAGAGUAUGCUUCAUCAGAACACACUACCAAACAUUUACAGUAAUAAUAUUGAGAAAUAUUAUGAGGUGUGCAUUUUCACUUGUAUAUCACUGUUUGUGCUAAAAGUUGAUCUUUUUUCCUGCCCCUUGCAGCUGAUUUUGGCCCUUGCUGCUGGGAGCGCCCAUGCUUCCUUCCCUGUCUGCUACUCUUGUCAGUUUGUGUUGUUCCAUGUUUGUUAAUAGUAGCGGAUUAGUGCACAGCCUUUAGGUAGUACUGCUGGGGUGGGGUGGGGUGGGGUGGGGUGGGUAAAGAGAACGGAAGGGGGUGAGAUGAUCAAGGGCUUUGUUUUAGGGAAAGGUUUGGGGUGGGAAGGGUGGAUGUUGCUAGCCAGGACACUGAAUGCUCCUGUUGGAGGACAGGCUGGGGCUCAGUUUUCACCUGUUGGUGCCUCGUGUUUACCCAUCUUUUAAGGUGGAUUUACUCUUUAAGCUACCUCGCUUUGAGAGGGGGGGCAUCAAGUCAUCCCUUUAGGCUCUGUCUCUGAUCUUCUUUGCUUUCAGUCCUGUGUCUGUUGAGUCUUUUCUCCAUGGCUUUCACAUGGGUGGAGGGUUGCUUGUCUUUAAACCUCAAGAGUGGUGAACCCAGUUUUCUUUGACUCUUGCAUCCUAUCUUAAACAGCUUCUCUGUCUCAUUCCCAUAAAAAACUUUGUCAUAGCUAGCCCUUGUCAUUCUGCCUCUGCAUACUUCACUCUCCACACACACACCGACAUACCCUUGUAUGUUAGCAUUGCUUCUUCCAUCCUCUGUAAGGUUUAUAAAGCAUGCUUUUGGCCUGGAGCCAAUCUGUUCUCUUUUCAAAAGAAGACCCCACCUCCCCUAAAAUUGUGCUCAGGGAGGUGUCAAGGCACCUUGACCCUUGCCAGGGAUGGAGGAUGAAGAAACUGUGUGAACUGCCCUGAAAUCUUUUGAUGGAAGGGCAGUAUAUAAAUUUAAUAAAUAAACAAGCUAGGCACUGGGAAAGGUCUCUGGAUGGCCGGGUUCCUCAGGGAGUAGUGGAGUGGAGGGCUUUAGAAUAUCACCAUCUGCUCUAAUAUUUGCAGUUUUGAACUGCAGUGUGUCAUUUAUAGAACUUAUCUCUUGUGGCAAGUUAGCUGCUAACUCCAGCUCAAAAUCUCCUUUGUAAGGGAAUGGAUUGCUCAUGCCAUAGUAUACAGCAACUAAAGUGAAGCUUAUGUCGCUGCUCUACCUGCCUCCUCCUAAUUUCCCCAAUGCUUUUUAGGGCUUUUCCAGCACUUGUUCGUUCACUUUAGGAUUAGAGUUUUUUAUAAUGAACUUGGGCAAGUCUGGAUUUUUUUUUAUUUUCACAGGAAAGAAGAUGCUGGAGUGUAUUCAACAGGGCUAUAUGUACUCUGCAAUAAAACAAAUAUCUAGGCCAACAUAAACCAAACUCUGAACCUGUAUAAAUUGUGAAGAUCCAGUUUUCCUACUGUUAUUUUGUUUCUGUUUUGUUGGUCUGGACUGUGUACGGUCACUGGACAUUUUGAAUAGGCUCCCUCCCACCCACUCCACCUUUCUGGCUUUUGAUACUUCACAUACUUUCAAACCUGUCAUCACAGCCUUAAGGUCUAGAAACUUCCAUGGAAGAGUUCAGCUUGGCUUGCACCCAGUCUCAGAUUUGACAUGUGCAGGAUGAUGCUGGAACAUGUACAGUCCUGGCUUAGGAACUGGGAGUGGGUGGGGGAGGCAGGGGGCCUUUUUAAUAGUGCUAUAUUGGAGAGGGUGGUUGGAGGGUGCUCUUGACUCCAGGAGUGGGAAGCUUGAGGCCUCAGGGUAGUUCCUAUCCCCGUGAUCAGGCCGGUAUCCUGUAGGGGCGUGAAGGCAGAAACUUGUGGUUUUGUAUUUUUCAUGGUGUGUGUAUGUGUGUAUUAGGGGAGCGUAAUACUUUUUAAAAUACUUGAUUGGAAUAAAGUCUUUUAAAGCUAUUCCUCUGUCUUGGUGAUGUGGCACUUAGUGCAUGAGCAGGUCAAUUGCAAGAGGAGAUUGUAGUUGCAUUUGCUGUUAACAGUUGUUUGCAGAGUAUUGGAUCAUUUCAAAAGGCAUGGUUCAUUUGUCUUAAGCCUGACAUUCUCCAAGGGUAAAAAAAAUAAAUGCUUUUCUAAAAAAUGGACUGGUUGAUCAAUGGAAGAUCAAUAAAUGCUUUU